CCUUUACAGAUGGCUUUACCAAAGCCUCUUUGGUGUUGUCGUUGAUAAUGAAAUUUACUUCUUAACCAGAUAGUUUAUAAAAAAGGAGAUAAAAAAGGUCAAAUUAAUUUCCGUCGGUUCGAACGAUGUAACUGGUCAAAAAGGCGGCCGAGUCUCGGUUCAUAAGUGUAAAAUCGUCUCGUUUCGACUAAAAAUGCGGUCAGUCUGAUCAUUGUGGACAAAGGUUAAUUUUGAGUGUUGAGAGAGAGAGAGAGAGAGGGGCUUAUUCAUGAAUCUUCCCCUGCCUUUGUUCCGUUUAUUUUGACAAUUUCACCAAAGAAUCGGCCUCAUCCCCCCAUUUAUUUUACAAAUCCUUUUUAAAAAUGAUGGAAAAUGUAUUUAGCAAACUGACAGACGAUAAUCCCAUCACUUCGAUAAGUGUAAUCGAGGAUAUUGCAACACCACCUCCUGGUUUCAUAGUUGUGUCCAAAACUCAUGAUCAAGAUUCCGAUGCCGACCUUUGGAAAGCGUACAAUUUUUUCGGUCGGAAAAUAUCAAGGUAUCUAUGCCUUUCCAAAGAGGAAAAGAUUGCCGACUACAUCGUCGAGAACAUAGGGGUCAUCGGGGAAAAGGACGUCCCGCCAGAUGGCUAUUGCCUCAUACCAAGGACAAUGGACACAGAUGCGAAAGCCUGGAAGAAAAGGCAAAUCUGUUACAGCCUGGCAAGGCGUUACAAGGCAGUAUCAGCGGUCACGGAUGUCAUUCUCCUCAGUAAAAACAGGAAAGCACCUCAAGGUUUUAAAUUAGCCGGCGACAUAAAUGGAUUAGCGGUUUGUUUUAAAGUGAACACAGAAUUUAGCAUGAAAAAACCUCCAUCUCCCACACCAGUACUAAGCUAUAGUUUGAGCCCCAAUGGAAUCCAGUUGUCGGAUGUGCCGAAGAAACAAAACCAGCCGUCUAAUGGAAUAUACCCAGUGGUGAGCCCGCCGAAGCCGACUUCGCCCGGCGGCGAUGAUUAUGUGAACAUGCUCAUGCCAAAGCGUAAAGCUCCGCCUGUUCCGAUUUCGCCGCCUGGUCCUUCGACCUCUUCGCCACCGCCGUUGACGUACAAGUCAGCUCAUAACCCGAGCAACUACAGCACCCUCGGCUCAUAUCAAGGCCUCGAGGGUGUGCCAUUCGUUUUGCAUCCUACACUACAACUCAUCACACAUAAAAAUCUAGUGCCAUUUCACAAGUUGCAAUUUAAGAAGAAAGAAACACUCGACAAAGAGUACAACUAUGACUUUAAACUCGAGCGGCAAUAUACAUAGCAGAUGGCAGAAGAGUUUUCAUUUCACGCCAUGAAACGGAUAAGCAAGAGGGCCAUUAGGAAAAUCUGUGCGCCGCAGCCGCCUUUCAAACUGACUCUUCUCGACUCAAACUGAUUAUUAGGCAGGGACACGCGGGACGAUAUGCCAGUGGAGGUUUUAUUUAUUUCGCCCUCCUAGGCAGAUUUUCUUUUCUUUCUUAUCCUGGAUCGUCAAUUAAAUCUAAAUAAGUUCCCAAUUUUUGUUUAUCUAGCUGAGUUUAUUUUUCAACUUAAAUGUUUUAUCAUAGCAUACAAGAAGAAUUCUGUUUAUAAUAUAAUCCAGUUUUGGCUCACGUAAACAAGAUUCUCAACUUUCUUUCAUUUUAAGGUGAUUUAUGGUAUGCUUAAAUGUUGAUUGUUCUUCCUUGGGACUAAAUCACCUUUCAUCUGUUAAAAUAAAUCAACUGUAAUGAUUUGCUUUGAACAUUCAAGGCCGUUAGGUUAACGACAUGUUACAAACUGCCAUUUUAUUUUUACUUUAUGCAAUACGUAUUAAUAGUAGGGAUUAAACACUUUUCUGUUGUAGCUGGUGCCAAUUUAUUGAAAUACAAAGUAUUAGGGUUCACUGUACAUAUAAAUUAGGUAGAUUUUUUUUGCCUUACAGGAGGUUGAAGACUGAAAUUUUAAAAUGUUUUUAAUUAAGGUGCUCAAUGGGCAGCGUGUCUCAAAACCUUUUAUGAACAAUUUAGCCCUCUUUUUUUAACAGGUAACCCUUUUAGAGGUUGUGAAAAACCAAAAACAUUAUGACAAGACGGAAACCUUGAAUGAAAAGUGUCAUUUUAAUUUUAAGUUUUUUCCUCUUACUCUCCUGGGGAAAAGAUAUCACUGCUCAAGCACAAGGAUCUCCCUAGUUCCCAAACCGUGUUAGACAACGGUUACCUGUAUAAGGCAGAUUUUUUUUUUUUUUUUUAAUUGGAAUGAAGUAGAA
Cimex lectularius (bed bug) is the source of this 2255-nucleotide messenger RNA. It is a transcript of the gene Mvb12, whose product is annotated as multivesicular body subunit 12A. Gene Ontology annotation, cellular component: ESCRT I complex; cytosol. The record is from RefSeq and is a predicted model, not a curated record. Gene Ontology annotation, biological process: virus maturation; receptor catabolic process; viral budding. Bases 363 to 1289 code for a protein of 308 amino acids. Lineage: Eukaryota; Metazoa; Arthropoda; Insecta; Hemiptera; Cimicidae. The transcript has 7 exons.